Messenger RNA from Pogonomyrmex barbatus (red harvester ant), 1522 nucleotides. RefSeq names its product cyclin-dependent kinase 2. Gene Ontology annotation, cellular component: cyclin-dependent protein kinase holoenzyme complex; cytoplasm; nucleus. The record is from RefSeq and is a predicted model, not a curated record. Gene Ontology annotation, biological process: G1/S transition of mitotic cell cycle; regulation of G2/M transition of mitotic cell cycle; protein phosphorylation. Lineage: Eukaryota; Metazoa; Arthropoda; Insecta; Hymenoptera; Formicidae. Gene Ontology annotation, molecular function: ATP binding; cyclin-dependent protein serine/threonine kinase activity; cyclin binding.
UUAAAGUUAAUCCAUAGUAGAAAUGGAUACGCAAGAGCGUUCAAUGAGUGUCAUUUGCAUUUACGCCACGAUCAGGGAGUUCGUUCACCCCGCGAUUAUCUAACGAGGGUUGACGACCAUCGAUCUCGCUUGCCGAGUCCAUCGAUUCGCGCUAUCGAUUCUUUCGUUCAUCCCCUCUAAAAAAUAAAAAUGGCCACCGCGGGCGCGCACACCGGCCGAGUGCACGUAGCUGUACGGUGUUGAUAAACAGGCGGCGAUAAAACGGCCUCACCGUCCAGAACGGUCGAUUACACUCCCAGCGUGCGGGAGCGUCGACACAACGGCCGGGAGAAACGAAUCAACAACGGCGUCGACGGCGAAGAAGAUGAGGGUAGGCGCGGCGACGACGGCUCUGGCCGAGGAGCGGCGUCCCCGAGCUCAUAGUGGCGACGGCGGCGACGGCGGCGACGAGCGUGCCAAUGUUGAGGUUAUGGACAACUUCGUGAAGAUCGAGAAGAUCGGGGAGGGAACGUAUGGGGUGGUCUACAAAGCCCGGGACAAACUGACCGGGAAGCUGGUAGCACUCAAGAAGAUUCGUUUAGAGACGGAAAGGGAAGGCGUUCCGUCUACCGCCAUUCGGGAGAUAUCGUUAUUGAAAGAUCUUGCUCAUCCAAACAUCAUACAGUUGUUCGAUGUCGUAGACGGCAACAGUCAUCUGUACCUCGUGUUCGAGUUUUUGCAACAGGAUCUCAAAAAAUUGUUAGAUUCCGUUAAGGGGGGCCUGGAACCAGCGCUCGUCAAGAGCUAUCUCUAUCAAUUACUGAAAGCGAUUUCCUUUUGCCACCUACGUUGUAUAUUGCACAGAGACUUAAAACCGCAGAAUCUACUGAUAGAUCGAGACGGUCAUAUAAAAUUGGCCGAUUUCGGCUUAGCCAGAAUGAUCGGAGUUCCUGUUCGCACUUACACACACGAGGUUGUCACGCUAUGGUAUCGCGCACCGGAAGUUCUUCUAGGAACCAAAUUGUAUACCUGUGCGCUGGACAUAUGGAGUCUCGGCUGUAUAUUCGCGGAAAUGGCCACCAGGAGGCCUCUGUUUCCCGGGGACUCCGAAAUAGAUCAGUUGUUUAGGAUAUUUCGUAUGCUCGGUACACCGGAUGAGACGAUUUGGCCAGGAGUGUCACAGCUUCCGGACUACACAUCCAGAUUUCCAAGAUGGGAGACGACUAAUUUAGAUGAUGCUUUACCCGCUUUUGAGGACGAUGCCAAAAAUUUACUUACAAAAAUGCUGACGUACGAUCCUAAUCAAAGGAUAACGGCAAGAAAAGGUUUGUGUCAUUCUUACUUCACUGGAGUUAAAUUAGUUCCACCUCCACUGCCAAAGAAAAACUGACAUAGGUUUAUGGUUGAUAUUUUGAAAUAAUGUAUUUUUAUAGGUUUCUAUUAAAUGUAAAAUAAUUUUCGAUGGAGAUAAUUUUAUACUGACAGUGUGUUCAAAAGUACAUGAAUAAGUCUAAAUAUAUAUAUAUAUUUUUACUUCUUUAAA